AUCCUCGGCUGUGUGUCUCAUUGAAAGGACCUAAUGUUUUACAUUAUUGGUGGGAUCACAGUGGUAUCUGUGGUAGCUUUCUUUUUCACCAUUAAGUUCCUCUUUGAGCUUGCCGCACGUGUAGUCAGCUUCCUCCAGCAUGAGGACCGGGAACGCCGAGGAGAACGUACCAUUUAUGACUAUGUGCGAGGCAAUUACUUGGACCCCCGCUCUUGUAAAGUCUUCUGGGAUUGGAAGGAUCCCUGUGAGGUGGGACGUAGUAUGGCCUUCCGAGUGCAUUUGUUUUAUAAGAAUGGCCAGCCUUUCCCUGCUCAUCAUCCUGUUGGACUGCGAGUUCACAUCUGCCAUGUGGAGUUAGCAAUAGAUAUUCCUGUCACCCAGGAAGUGCUUCAAGAACCCAGUUCCAAUGUGGUAAAGGUGGCAUUCACUGUGCGCAGAGCUGGGCGGUAUGAGAUAAGUGUAAAACUUGGAGGCUUGAAUGUUGCGUAUAGUCCAUACUACAAAGUAUUUCAACCAGGGAUGGUAGUUCCCUCAAAAACCAAAAUUGCCUGCCAUUUCUCCACUCUGGUGCUGACAUGUGGGCAGCCACACACUUUGCAAAUAGUUCCCAGAGAUGAAUAUGAUAACCCUACUAGCAACUCAGUAUCAUUGAUAGAUGAGCACAAUUACAGCCUCUUGAUCCAUGAACUUGGACCUCAGGAAGAAGAGCCUUCUGAUGUUUUGUUUGAAAAGUCUGUGAUGUCCAAUCAACAGACUUGCCAAGUUUUCCUGAGACUCACCCUACUGCGUAGGGGUUGCUUUCGUGCCUGCAUCUCUUACCAAAACCAGCCUAUUAGUAAUGGAGAGUUUGACAUAAUUGUUCUCAGUGAGGAUGAAAAGAACAUCGUAGAGCGUAAUGUUUCUACCUCAGGGGUCAGUAUCUACUUUGAAGCCUACCUGUAUAACGCUAGUAGCUAUGCCAACACCCAGUGGCAUCUUCCACCCCUGCCUUUGGGCUCUUUUCAGCGACGACUUUCCACCGCUACUGAGGAUGAGGAUGAAGACUCUCCUUCUGAUAGCCUGACCCCUGAAAAAAUGAAGAAACCCAAAAAAGUUUAUUGCUACGUUUCACCCAAACAAUUCUCAGUGAAGGAAUUCUACUUGAAGAUUAUUCCUUGGCGUCUUUUUACUUUCCGAGUAUGUCCUGGCACCAAAUUUUCUUAUCAUGGGCCUGAUCCUGUACACAAAUUGCUGACAUUGGUGGUGGAUGAUGGGAUUCAGCCUCCUGUGGAGUUGAGCUGCAAAGAGAGGAACAUCUUGGCGGCUACUUUUAUACGUUCUCUGCAUAAAAAUAUAGGAGGCUCAGAGACUUUUCAAGACAAAGUGAACUUCUUCCAGAGGGAAUUACGUCAGGUGCAUAUGAAGAAACCUCAUUCCAAAAUUUCUUUGAAAGUCAGCCGCCCUAAUCUUCUGGAUUCAUCUCUGAAAGCCACACGGAAUUUUUCUAUUUCUGAUUGGAGCAAAAAUUUUGAAGUGACUUUUCAGGAUGAAGAAGCCUUGGAUUGGGGAGGUCCUCGUAGAGAGUGGUUUGAACUGAUUUGUAAAGUUUUGUUUGACACAACCAACCAACUAUUUACUCGCUUCAGUGAUAAUAAUCAAGCACUGGUACACCCCAAUCCUAAUCGACCUUCUUAUCUAAGACUGAAGAUAUAUGAAUUUGCAGGGCGCUUGGUUGGAAAGUGUCUUUAUGAGUCAUCUCUGGGAGGAGCUUAUAAGCAGCUGGUGAAAGCUCGAUUCACAAGAUCGUUCUUGGCUCAGAUCAUAGGAUUAAGAAUGCACUACAAGUAUUUUGAGACAGAUGACCCAGAGUUCUAUAAAUCUAAAGUUUGCUUUAUUCUGAAUAAUGAUGUGAAUGAAAUGGAGUUAGUUUUUGCUGAGGAAAAAUACAACAGAGCUGGACAGCUUGAGAAGAUAGUUGAACUGUUAACUGGGGGUGCUCAAAUGCCAGUGACCAAUGAGAAUAAAAUAUUGUACCUGAAUCUGCUUGCGCAGUAUCGAUUAGCCAAUCAAGUUAGAGAAGAAAUGGAACAUUUUUUGAAAGGUCUCAAUGAAUUGGUUCCUGAAAACCUCUUGGCUAUUUUUGAUGAAAAUGAACUUGAGUUGCUCAUGUGCGGCACAGGGGAUAUCAACGUCUGUGAUUUCAAAGCACACGCUGUGGUAGUGGGUGGUUCGUGGCACUUCCGAGAGAAGGUGAUGCGCUGGUUUUGGACAGUAGUGUCUAGUUUUACACAAGAGGAGCUGGCUAGACUGCUGCAAUUUACCACUGGUUCUUCUCAGCUGCCUCCUGGAGGAUUUUCUGCACUUUGUCCAUCUUUCCAAAUUAUUGCAGCUCCAACACACAGUACACUUCCUACAGCCCAUACCUGUUUUAACCAGCUGUGCCUCCCAACUUAUGAUUCUUAUGAAGACAUGCACAAGAUGCUGCAGCUGGCCAUCAGUGAGGGCUGUGAGGGCUUUGGUAUGCUCUGACACCUACUGGAGGAACCCACUACCUUCCU
Messenger RNA from Protobothrops mucrosquamatus (brown spotted pit viper), 2537 nucleotides. RefSeq names its product apoptosis resistant E3 ubiquitin protein ligase 1 (gene AREL1). Lineage: Eukaryota; Metazoa; Chordata; Lepidosauria; Squamata; Viperidae. The transcript has 18 exons. Gene Ontology annotation, biological process: positive regulation of protein catabolic process; proteasome-mediated ubiquitin-dependent protein catabolic process; negative regulation of apoptotic process. Gene Ontology annotation, molecular function: ubiquitin-protein transferase activity. The record is from RefSeq and is a predicted model, not a curated record. The coding region runs from base 34 to 2508 and encodes 824 amino acids.